Topomyia yanbarensis is the source of this 3099-nucleotide messenger RNA. RefSeq names its product serine-rich adhesin for platelets. The coding region runs from base 674 to 2293 and encodes 539 amino acids. NCBI's taxonomy places the organism in Eukaryota, Metazoa, Arthropoda, Insecta, Diptera, Culicidae. The record is from RefSeq and is a predicted model, not a curated record. The transcript has 8 exons.
UUUCAUUUUCAUUCGACCAGUCGUCGCGUACGGAGUGCCGUUGUAAAAGUAGUCUCGUGAACGCCACGCCAGAGUGACGGUCAACUUUUUGUGUGUAACUGGGGGAAUUGUUUCGGUAAAAACCGGCGAAAAUUGUACUGUAAAAUGUGAUACUUUCUCCCAACAAAAGCAUCCAGAGUGACUCAAUCUUGAAUGCUUAUUUUCGCUUACAGCGGCAUCGUCAUCUGCGUAAUCAGUAAAAAGUCAUUAAAUUGAAAGAGUAAAGCUCCGCAGUAAUUUUCGUUAAGCGUCACAUUUCGCCCUCUGCAUUUCUUGUAUAGUUGUUUCUUUUGUUUGGAAUACUGGAUAUAGUGAAAGUUCGACCAUUUUUGAGAAGAAAAGUGUUUUUAGAAAAAUUAAAGUUUGCAGCAAGAGCGUAACGGUUCGUUCCUGAUUGUAUGAUUCGUCGAAGUAUCCCAGUCAAGCUUCCUGCGAAGUAACAAAAUUACAAGUGUCGACUUUCCGGAUAGGAAGUGCGCUGAAAAAUAUUUGUACCGACGUCGUUAAUCAUCUUACUUUGUGUCCUACAUCCCAGCGCUCGCUCUGGAUAGCACUGACUUUCGCACUAGGAUUUUGAUCGGAAUUGGAGCACUAAAAAGAGAUAUAUCAUCGAAGCUGUGAAUUCGGGACCAUAAUGAAGAUUAUAUUCUUCUUACUGGUGCUGCUGCCGGUGAUGGUACAGCUCAAACCAGCAAACAUCUCAACCGAUUCAGCCAGCGGUGUCUCAUCGAGUGUAGCUGAAGAUCGGGCUGACUUCAUGAGAGCUAAGCGUUCCGGUCUGAGUCUCGUUUCCGGUCUCAAAAGCACACUGCUAUCGGGGAUUGGACGAGCCUCGGCUUCGUUAGCGGCCAGCAGCAGCGGGUCGGCUUCCUCUUCACUCGCUUCGCACGCUUCUGGUGGGGUGUUAGGUGGGGCAUCGGGUGGGUCUUCGAGUGCGGGACACUCGUAUGAAAAACCUCACGAGGACUCCCACUUCGACGGUUGGAGCUUGAAAAAAUCAAUACUAAACACACUGUUCCAGGCGGUGAAAGCCAUCACCGGUGGUAUAACGAUUCUGAAGGGCCAGCUCAUCAAAGGCUCCGGGUACGCAGUAAGCGGCUUGGGUAAAGUGGUCGCCGCCGGAGGAGAUGCCGUAUCGGACGUAGGCAAGAAGAUUACAUCAUCCGCACAUCUCGUGCCGUCCUCCCACUCAAUUCACCCGUUCGCCAAAUUGAGCGGCUCGCUGUCAUCGGGCUCGACGGGUUUGGUUUCCUCUGCAUCCUCUUCGUCCUCGGGCUCUUCGUCAUCGUCUGGACAUCACACUGGACCAUCAAGCGAAAGUUUCACGAGUUACGAAUCCGCCGGGAAUUACGGCCACGACUCCCACGGUUCCGUCAGUGCCCCUUCAGCAGCUGCAUACCUGCCACCAAAGACGACGACCUACUACAAAACACCACUGACAUCGUACGGUACCGAAAUCGAAUCCGUUGCUUAUCCGAUGACAGCGUAUUACUUGCAAAAGCCCGGAAAACCAAACGUCGUAGAGGCAUCUGAUGUACUGAGGGAAAUAUUGAAACAAAAAGUACCGACCGGGAUGGGGCACAGCUACAACAGUUACCAGUCGACAGGUCCGAUGAAAUAUGAGAAGAAGGUCGUUUCCCAACACACCAUCCCGAAUGAUCCCUAUCCUCCACCAUUCCGACCGCUGAAGAACAACGAUUUCCUGUCACAACUGUACGGUGUACCCCAUGGUCCUAUUGACACUGUUACUCACUCCCAGUCGAUCACGACAUCCUUCGGUGCCUCGCAGAACUCACCCUACAUAGAUGAAACUGAAUCCCUGUUUCCACCUUCCUUUGACAUCUACCGAUCCAUGAGCGUUAAAAAUGCCGGUAAGAAACAAAACACCAUCUCUGAAACCUAUUCCAGUCAAGUCGAUCCUCGAUCGAAAACGAGUCACGAUAGCUCGGUUGUCCAUCCAAGUACUAACUCUGUUUCCCUGUACCUAUCCCCACCGAAACCGACCGCACUGACAGCCGAUCAAACAGACGAUUCACAUGUUCACCAACAGCAACUACGUGACCUCACCCAGAAGCUAGGUCCUGGAAUUGAGGUACAAAAGUCUUUAGCCUACGAACUUGAGGAUAAUUCCCGAUCUACCAAGCUUACAUCGACUGAACAAGACGCAAACCGACGGUUAAGUGACAAACGAGAGGUUAGUAAACCGACCAACAGCAGUGCUGCCAGUCAAGAAUCAACAAAGCGAAAACAUUAAAGACUAGAGGACUCCCGCGAUACCGGCGGACAAAAUCACUGCAUAGACUAUCGAUCUUGUCUAGUAGUAGUUCACGACAGAGCGUAAACCGAACUCAGAUAAUGAUGACUACGCAAAAAUCAUUGUAGGCUAAGCCAUUCAACAUUCCACAGCAUCACCGCAUCACGCAGAACGGACGAGCGACUGUUAGGACAAAAUAAGCCAUCGCAAAAAUUACAAUACUCAAAUAUUUGAAAAUCACACCAUGAUUGAUUUUCCUUGCGCCGUACACAUUUGGGCCCAAGUUGAAAAUACAUACAACCCAGCGAAAGCCAUUACCACCCAACCGGUUGCCGCACGUGGAGCCGCAGACAGUUCGAUUCGCAGCUGCGAACAUACGGUUUUCUUGAUCGACAUUGAAAAUAUUUACAUACUGCUCUGAUUUCCACGUUAUAGUCUGCACUACACUCGAUACCAGAACCGUCGAUUACACCGCCAAGUCCUACUGGUUACAACAAACAAUACGGCAUAGCCAGGAAGCUGAAAAAGUAGAAAGAAGAAACACGAUUGAAUGAGACACGUAAAACGCUUUGCUCACCUACGCAGGGCCACGCGAUUUCGACGGUAUGCAAUCAGUUACCGAAUUGCAGGAAACCAAUUCUAGUGAUAUAACGAUGUCUGCCUUACUCACCUGAUUUUUCAUUAUAAUAGUGGACGGUAUUCGUACUGUUUACAAGUGGUUAGUUAAAUGUACGUUGAUGUUACAAUUUCCCAGUUAGAGUUACCAUUAAAUGGUCCUUGGUGCUACUGUUACAGACAGCCGAACC